CUAACGCGGUGUUCCUCCGACUUUUUAUCCGGUCCCUUUAUUUCUACAACAACACCUUCUCUCCCCCAAUUCAUUCUUCAGAAUCUUUCCUCCAUAACCAGCAUUCUACAUUGAUUGUCACAAAUCACACUCCAUAAUUCCCUUUAAUUUAUGAUACAAUCGCUAAAAGAUGUUUCGGAAGUUUGUGAAGCCUUUUAACAAAUGUUUAGGGCACCCGAAUGGCGAUGAACUGUUAUGGCACACGGAUUUGAAGCCUCACGUCUCCGGUGAGUUCUCAAUCGCCGUCGUGCAAGCUAACUCUAUCCUCGAAGAUCAAAGCCAGGUAUUAACAUCACCGUCUGCUACCUAUAUCGGCGUCUACGACGGCCAUGGUGGACCUGAAGCUUCUCGUUUUGUUAAUCGCAACCUUUUCCCUUUGAUCGACAAAUACGCAACAGAGGAAGGAGGUAUAUCUGCAGAUGUUAUAAAGAAGGCAUUCCAAACAACAGAAGAUGGAUUCUUUCAAUUAGUGAAGUUAUCAAUGCCGAUUAGACCCCAAAUUGCUUCAGCUGGAUCAUGUUGUCUUCUUGGAAUCAUUUCAAACAAUGAAUUACACAUCGCGAACUUGGGAGAUUCAAGGGUGGUUCUCGGCCACAAAGUUCUAGUCAACAGAAAGCCAAAACUAGUCGCAGAGCGUUUAUCCAAAGAUCACAAUGUCUCCAUUGUAGAAGUGAGGAAGGAGGUUCAAGCACAACAUCCUAAUGAUUCACAUAUUGUGGUUUAUUGUCAUGGAGUUUGGAGAAUCAAGGGCAUUAUUCAGGUUUCAAGAUCAAUAGGUGAUUUCUAUUUGAAGAAACCCGAAUUCAACAGGGAUCCAUAUUUUAUGCAACAUGGAAACCCGAUUACUCUAAAUAGACCAGUUUUGACAGCUGAACCUUCUAUCAUAUCAAGAAAGCUUAGGCCUCAAGAUUUGUUUCUGAUAUUUGCUUCUGAUGGGCUUUGGGAGAACUUGAGUGAUCAAGAAGUAGUAGACAUUGUACAGAAAUACCCAAGAAUGGGAAUAACGAAAAGAUUAGUGGGAAUAGCCAUUGAUAAGGCUACAAGGAAAAGGGAUCUUAGAUACAAUGACAUCAAGAAACUCCAAAAGGGUAUUAGACGUCGAUUCCAUGAUGACAUCACCGUCAUAGUAAUCUUUCUUGAUCAACAAACGGAACCCGAUAAUGGCACAAAGUUGGGGUCCACAAGUGCCCCGAUCGAUAUUUUUUCAUGUAAGGAAGAGAAACACAAACAUUUGGUUGAACAUAAAUGAUUGAAAACCAAACGGAUGUUUUGAUUUAUAUAAAAGAACCAAAAGAGUGGAUGGUGUUAGAAUGGUUUGUUUGGGUUCAAUGUUGGUUUAAACUUGUAACAUCAUAUUGUUUGGUUCAUUUUUUAUCAAUGA
This is a messenger RNA of Lactuca sativa (garden lettuce), 1420 nucleotides long. RefSeq names its product putative protein phosphatase 2C 63. Gene Ontology annotation, biological process: protein dephosphorylation. Lineage: Eukaryota; Viridiplantae; Streptophyta; Magnoliopsida; Asterales; Asteraceae. Gene Ontology annotation, molecular function: cation binding; protein serine/threonine phosphatase activity. The record is from RefSeq and is a predicted model, not a curated record.